This is a messenger RNA of Acanthoscelides obtectus, 483 nucleotides long. The record is from the annotation of a GenBank genome assembly. NCBI's taxonomy places the organism in Eukaryota, Metazoa, Arthropoda, Insecta, Coleoptera, Chrysomelidae.
AUGUUGGAGAGUGUUAGUUGGACUGUCACCACAGAGCCAGUGGAAGAAACUAUUUUGGACAAUAAUCAGUUGGAUAUUGAGAGUGACGAUUCAAGCGAGUUCAGUGAACACAAUACCAACUCACAGCUGUCUGAAGAAGAAAGUUUUAGCGAUGAUAAAUACAAAAAAGUCAAUUUUACUGGUCAACAUUGCUUCGUGGGUAAAGAUAAAGUCUCCCAAUGGCUGGCUCAUGCAUCCUCACGACCGAAAACAAGAAUUUUACGUAAAAAUAUUGUCAUUCAUCCCCCAGGCGUAAAGAGAGUGGCACAAAAUGCAAAGACUGAAAGGGAUUGUUGGGAGUUGUUUAUGACACCAGCGAUGAUAGAAUAUAUUGCCGGAUGUACAAACAUCUACCUGAAUAAUCUGCGCAAAAACUAUGACCGUGAACGAGAUUGUCGACCAACAGAUGCCACAGAGCUAUAUGCCUUUUUUGGACUUAUAUAA